AUGAAGGUUGGCUCGGUAAGAUUCGAGAAGAAAUAAUAUGUCUUUUUUUUCCCAAUUAGGGCCUUAUGAAAAUUCUUACAGAUUUUCAAAUAUUUCCUAUGCAUUAUUGUAAUAUGUUUGGUCAUUUCUUUGAUUUACAAAGUGCCUGCUCUUUUAAAAAAUGAAGAUUUGAAUGUUUUUGUGCACUCCGCUUACUACUUUAAAAAAUCUCACUCGUAAGUAUUCACAUAAUGUCCCAAAAAACGAAAAAUUCAGACUAGGGAAUAAUGCAAUUGCAAUUCUUAUGACAAUGGAAAGAUCAGCGGCUGAAAAAAUUGAGAACAGUGGAAUGAGUAUUGUUGAAAUCGAUGAUCAAAUGUAUGAUCAAACCAAUAUCAUUAACUUCGAUAUGUCAGUUAAGUUUGCAAUCAUAUGCCUUAAGACAUUUUUUUUUAGUGAACCUCUACAUCUUACCAAAUCUGAUCUUGUAACAGUUCUUGCUAAAUCAAAUAUUCAUUCAAAACCAAUUCAGACAGAACUAAGAAUCAACGAUGGUACAAUUCAAAUUCCAAUCAAAAAAUUGAGAAAAGAAGUAUUUUCUCCUGUAGUGUUCUGUUUUUCUCCUCUGAUUAUGUUGAAUCAAUGGCAAAAAUUGAUGUUGCAAGUUCUAAUUUCAAACAAGUAUGCCAUUUUUUCUUAUAUUUGAAGAUUAUGCUGAUUUGAUUUCAGAUAUCAAGGUCAUGUGCAUUUAUAUAUUUCAAGAUUGACAAAAAUUUACAUUGAUGUUAUAAAAUAUUACUCAAAAAACAAACUGUUGUCAUAUGAAAUCUGGCCUGAUACAUCAUUUGCUCCAGAAGAUGAACCACUUUUUCAUUUUGAAAUGCGAACGAAAAAAGCGACAAAUACUGAUUGCCUUUUGCAAUUCAAAAAUAUUGCACAAUUCAUUAGUUUUCCAGAUUUAGAAGAUCUUCUUAUUCCAAACAGUGGUCUAACGUAUUCAGAAGAAUUUUCAAAGUAUUUUGAAAGCUCAACCAAUUUAUUAUUUUACCAGAAAAUCAAUUUCGAAUUUAUGUUGAAUGAGAAUCGAUGGUUAACAGAUUCUAUCAUUCGACUUGUAGAUGGUAGUUAUACUGGAAAUACUAUCAUUCAGCCAAAGUAUUACAAUUCAACAUGGUCACAUUUACUAAACGAAGAUGAGAAAAUUCCAAUCACGGAAAAAGCAAAAAAUUACAUUUUACACAUCAAGAAAAUCGAUUGGAUUGAUGUCACAAAAUCCAAAAAAUUCAAUAAUAUUUUUAUGAAUUCCAAUAUCUCUGAAGAAAUUGAUGAGCAAAUUAGAAUGUUUUCUGUAAAUUUACCGAGAACUGAUCAAUAUGCACAGAAAAACUGGGAUUGCUAUAAAAGUCGCUUUUACAUCAUUCACAAUUCGGAUAUUUUCAAAAAUUCAAGAAAUUGUACAAGAGAUAGUUUAAGAAGUUUCGAAGGAGAUGGAUCUUGUUUGAGAGCUGAUACAAUAACCAAAACUGGACCGAAAUUAGGAAGUUUUAAUAUUUUUUACCCAACCUUUACAUUUUUAACAGAAACUUCACUUUGUUUCUGA
Caenorhabditis angaria is the source of this 1579-nucleotide messenger RNA. The record is from the annotation of a GenBank genome assembly. Lineage: Eukaryota; Metazoa; Nematoda; Chromadorea; Rhabditida; Rhabditidae.